Molecule: messenger RNA, 846 nt
Organism: Pyrus x bretschneideri (Chinese white pear)
Lineage: Eukaryota; Viridiplantae; Streptophyta; Magnoliopsida; Rosales; Rosaceae
Product: G-type lectin S-receptor-like serine/threonine-protein kinase At4g27290
Exons: 2
Coding region: 1-846 (281 amino acids)
Source: RefSeq, a predicted model, not a curated record
AUGACCCAAUUAUUGAAUGAAAGAAGCAGUUAUGCAGCUUCUUCUUCUCUCUUCGAUUCCUCUGGUUUCUUUGACUUCUCUCUCGUUUCAGUAGAUUACUUCUCUGUUGACAUAUCAUACGUUUAUACCACAUUUCAGAUCCCACCAAGGCAAAGAAAAAUCCCAAUUAAGAUGUGCUUGCAUCUUUUGCUGCUCUUCCUCCUCGUCACUACCACUGCAACAUUUUCCGCAGCACAAGUCAACGAUGCAACCACAUUUCAGUCAAUUACAGAUGGUGAGACCUUUGAGCUUGGUUUUUUCAGUCCCGGUGCUUCAAAUAAACGCUACGUGGGGAUAUGGUACAAGAAGAUACCGGAUAUGACCGUUGUUUGGGUAGCAAACCGGGACUUUCCUCUCUCUGCUUCAUCCGGUGUUCUGAAGGUCACCAACCCUGGGAUUCUUGUCCUUGUCGACCAGAACAACACAGUUUGGUCCUCCAACACAUCAAUACCUACACAGAAUCCAGUGGCACGGCUUUUGGAUUCGGGAAAUCUUGUUGUGAUAGAUGGUAAUGAUCACAACGUUGUCCCGGAGAAUUUUCUGUGGCAGAGUUUUGAUUACCCGGGUGAUACGCUCCUUCCUGGGUUCGGUUAUGAAACUUCGUACUGGACCAUGGAAUGGAAUCCGAUUCAGUGGGAUGCUGAUUUGAAUCCAAACAGUACGAACAUAUAUGACACUUACGUGUUUGAUCGGGAUGAAAUCUAUUAUGGUUAUAAGCUUCACAACAGUUCAAUUCUUCCAAGGCUGGUGUUGACACAAGAUGGGAGUGUGAAGAGCUACAACUGGAUUAAUAGAUCCCAAGUUUAG